GUCGCACGAGAUUGUCCCUGCGGGUCUGCAGAAAGAGUACAGUACAGAAUACAGAUGUGGUAGCAGAGAGUUUGUCGAUUCACCAUUCGACUGCAAAGUGUCACAGACUGGCUUCAGUUGCAUUUACAGUUGAGGCUCGAUUACACUAAGCACUAACGGCCUACGCCUCACCUUUCCCCAGGUUACACAAUAACAGAUACUGAAACCUGAGACGGAAUCAGACACCGCUUCACACGCGAGGGUUUGCACUGUUAUAGAGGCAGUUCAUUGAGAAGCGUUCACUCAUUCAUUCUGGUGCAGAAUUUCAGAUUGCAAACAGCAAGAAAUGGCACAGAAGACUGCACUGAUAGUUUAUGCUCAUCAGAGUCCUUCCUCCUUCAAUGCCGCUGCUCGAGAUGUAGCCGUUCAGGCUCUGACAAAGCAAGGCUACAAAGUCCUUGUGUCAGAUCUCUAUGCUAUGAAAUUCAAAGCUUCAGCUACUGCGGAGGAUAUUAAGGGUGAUUUGCAGAAUCCUGAGCACUUUGUGUACAAUAAUGAGAUGAUGGUUGCAUGGAAAGAUGGUCGAUUAAGUGAUGAUAUUGCAGAGGAGCAGCACAAGGUGGAGCAGGCGGAUCUGAUUAUCUUUCAGUACCCUCUCUACUGGUUUACCGUCCCUGCCAUCAUGAAGGGCUGGAUCGACCGAGUCUUAACUCAAGGAUUUGCCUUCAGCAUGCAGAACAUGUAUGACAACGGCAUUUUCAAGAAUAAGAGGGCCAUGCUUUCCUUCACCACUGGAGGAACGGAGUCCAUGUAUCGGGAUGAUAGCCUUCAUGGAGACAUCAACGUUCUCCUCUGGCCCUUACAGAAUGGAGUGCUGCGUUUCUGCGGGUUCCAAGUCCUCGCCCCUCAGAUCUUCUGGUGUCCCGCAUACACGCCUCCAGAGGGAAGAGCCGCCAUGCUGGAUGGAUGGCGGGAGAGGCUGGGUGGUGUGUUGGAAGAAAAGCCUCUGUCUUUUGCUCCGUCUGAAUAUUUUGACCUCAGCUUCCAAGGAGGAUUUUGUCUCCGGCCUGAGGUUAAAGAGAAGUUGGCUUCUGAACCCUACGGCAUUACCACAGCACAUCAUUUAGGAAAGCCUCUCCCUCCGAACAACCAGACCAAACCUAAACAAAACUAAAGGAUUCAGCUUAGCUACCGAUACAUCACUCAUUACUUCAUAGCAGAAUUAUAAAGCUUUAGGUGAAAUGUGCUCCAGAUCAAAAAUAAUCUAUACUGUCAAUAAUCUAAACUAUACUGUCAACCUGUCAUUUAUGCCUAAUAACUCACAUUAUCUACCAGCAAAUAAGCAAUAUGACCGCUGGGAAAAUCAGCUAAAUGUAAUUUUUCUGAUGUCUCUUGUUAUUUUGGUAGAUAGUUUUACUAAUAUUGGUGUCUUGAUGAAGUAACUUGUCAAAUAAAGAUUCUAAUGCUGUUGUGA
Molecule: messenger RNA, 1453 nt
Organism: Danio aesculapii
Lineage: Eukaryota; Metazoa; Chordata; Actinopteri; Cypriniformes; Danionidae
Gene: nqo1
Product: NAD(P)H dehydrogenase, quinone 1
Exons: 8
Coding region: 326-1153 (275 amino acids)
Cellular component (GO): cytosol
Molecular function (GO): NAD(P)H dehydrogenase (quinone) activity
Source: RefSeq, a predicted model, not a curated record